Messenger RNA from Hordeum vulgare subsp. vulgare (domesticated barley), 1229 nucleotides. RefSeq names its product probable carboxylesterase 12. The record is from RefSeq and is a predicted model, not a curated record. Bases 137 to 1069 code for a protein of 310 amino acids. NCBI's taxonomy places the organism in Eukaryota, Viridiplantae, Streptophyta, Magnoliopsida, Poales, Poaceae. Gene Ontology annotation, molecular function: hydrolase activity. The transcript has a single exon.
UUUCACUAGCAUUUUGCUAUAUUUCCCUCUCGGAGGGCAGUUGCCAACGUUAAAAAAGGGAGUCCACCACCGGUCUCUGCCACUGCCACCAACCACUCAACAAACUAUACCUUCAGAUCUGCGCGCGACUCCGGUGAUGGAUUCCGGCGCCGACGAGGUAGUGUUCGACUGCGAUGACUACCGCAUAUACCGGAGCGGCAAGAUGGACCGCCUCUGUCGCCCGGCGCGUGCGCCCACCGGCCUCGACCCGAUUACCGGCGUCACGUCCAAAGACGUGGUCCUUGGCUCCGACACCGGCAUGUGCGUACGCCUCUUCCUCCCCACCAGCCCAGAUCACUUCGAAAAGAAGCUCCCGAUAAUCGUCUUCUUCCAUGGCGGCGGCUUCCUCGUCGAGUCGGCCGUCUCUCAACAGUACCACAACUACGUCGCGUCCCUCGCUGCCGCGGCCGGCGUCGUCGCCGUCUCCGUCGAGUACCGCCUCGCGCCCGAGCAUCCGGUGCCCGCCGCCUACGACGACGCCUGGGAGGCGCUACAGUGGACCGCCUCGGCCCAGGAUGAGUGGCUCGCCGAGCACGGCGACAGCGCGCGCCUUUUCCUGGCCGGCGACAGCGCCGGCGGCAACAUAGUGCACAACGUUCUCAUCAGAGCGUCGUUCCAGCCGGCGCCGAGAAUAGAAGGCGCGAUUCUUCUGCAUCCUUGGUUCGGAGGGAACACGGUCGUCGAAGGUGAGGUCGAGGCGACGGCCAAGGACAUGGCCAUGAUCUGGGAGUUCGCGUGCCCCGGCGCGGUGCGCGGCGCGGACGACCCGAGGAUGAACCCGAUGGUGCCGGACGCCCCGGGGCUGGAGAACCUCCGUUGCGAGCGGAUGCUCGUGUGCGCCGGCGAGAAGGACUGGCUGGCGGCCAGGGACCGAGCGUACUACGCGGCGGUGACCACGAGCGGGCGGCGCGGGGGCGUGGCGUGGUUCGAGUCGGAAGGCGAAGGGCACGUCUUCUUCCUCCAGAAGCCGGACUGUGCCAAGGCCAAGGAGCUCUUGGCUCGCGUCGUGGCGUUCAUCGCCGGCGCCUGAGCCCUGAUCGGUGCACGCAUGCCGGCAAGUAAUAAUCGAACUGCAAGACUGGUUUGCAUUCACAAUGUAGAUCUAAUGUUACAAUCCGAUGUACUGGUACAUGUAACGCGCUUGAUGAAGGACACAACGGCGGCCAUUUCCUUGGCCGCCUUCUCCGCCA